Molecule: messenger RNA, 2091 nt
Organism: Fraxinus pennsylvanica
Lineage: Eukaryota; Viridiplantae; Streptophyta; Magnoliopsida; Lamiales; Oleaceae
Source: the annotation of a GenBank genome assembly
AUGGAGUGCAAUAAAGAUGAGGCCUCCCGAGCCAAAAGGAUUGCAGAGGAGAAGAUGGAGAACAAUGACUUUGAAGGGGCAAGAAAGAUUGCUUUGAAAGCGCAAAAUCUGUACCCCGAACUUGAGAAUAUAACACAGAUGCUGGCCAUAUGUGAUGUUCACUGUGCAGCUAAAAAUAGGAUUUUAGGAUCCGAAAAGGACUGGUACGGAAUCCUUGGGGUUGAAAAGUUGGCUGAUGAAUUGACCAUCAAGAAACAAUACCGACGACUUGCACUUGUUCUCCAUCCUGAUAAGAACAGAUUUCCUGGUGCAGAAGCUGCUUUUAAGCUGGUUGGGGAAGCAAAUUUAGUGCUUACGGACCCAGCAAAGAGGUCUUCAUUUGACAGUAAGAUUAGAGUUUCAGUUAGUUCAGCUCCAUCAAAUCAAACCCCUCGUCACAUGAACACAAAUUCUUCUUUUAAGAAACAAUAUGGAUUCCAAAACAAAUUUCCAAACUAUUUUGCUGAUAAAUUCAGUGGUCUGAAUCAUCAUCAAGCAACAGGAUUUAAUUCAACAGUUGGACAGGGAAUGUUCUGGACUUGUUGCCCGUUUUGCAUUAUUAAAUUCCCUUGCCAGAAAGAAAAUGGGAACAAAUCUUUGCAGUGCCCUUACUGCUUAAAAACCUUUAUUGCUUAUGAUAUAGGUUCUCAAGGUGUUUCCAUAGGAUCCAAAUGCAGUCAACCCAGUGCUCCAGAUGUGUUUCCGAAAGUAGGGAUACCAAAUCAAGCCCCCCCGAAAAUGGGUGUGCAAAAUAACAUUAGAUUCCCAGCUCCUGGUGCAGGAUCUCAGGGGAGUGCUAGUGGUAAAACAAAAGAAAAGGCCCGGAAUUUCUAUUCAAUGAGUGGUGGAAACGAAAGGGGUGGAAUGCCCAAUGGUGAUGCAAUGACUAGAGAAUCAGGUGAUCAGAAAAACAAAAAUAGGAAGAGGGGUAGGAAGAGGGUAGUGGAAUCUAGCGAGAGUUAUGAUACAUCAAGUAGUGACGACAUAGAAGAUGUGGCCGUUGAGGAAAAUUUUGGAGAUCCUGCUAACAUGGGAGAUUCUGGACUUAAUAGUAACCACUCUGUACGAAGAUCAACUCGGCAAAGGCAGCACAUCUCAUACAAUGAAAUUGAUGAUGACAAUGACUACAAUGACACUGCCAUCCAUCCAAAGAGAUCAUGUAGUGAUAGCAAAGAAGAGCAAGAGGAUUCUCUAGAUACUGAAGAUUUGAAGGGUGGUAAUGCAAAUAACUUUCAUACUGAUGCAGAUAAUGCAAGAACUGAAGAAAUAGAUGAUUCUCAAACAGAUUUAGAUGAAAAAAUAUAUGAGUGUCCUGAUCCAGAAUUUAAUGAUUUUGACAAGGGCAGAGAGGAAAGUUGUUUUGCAGUUGAUCAAAUGUGGGCUUGUUUUGAUACAUUAGAUGGCAUGCCAAGAUUCUAUGCUCUGGUCAGGAAGGUAGAGAGUCCUGGAUUUAAAUUGCAAAUUACCUGGUUAGAAGCUGAUCCGGAAGACGAAGAUGAGAAGAAUUGGGUUAGAAAGGAGUUACCUGUCAGUUGUGGCAGAUUCAAGCGUGAGAUGACUCAAUAUACUUCAGAUCGUUUUACAUUCUCUCAUCAAGUGCUUUAUGAGAAGGGUAAGAAGAGAGGUUCUUUAGUCAUAUAUCCUAGGAAAGGGGAGACUUGGGCUCUUUUCAGGGACUGGGAUAUAAGAUGGAGUUGUAACCGAAAGAAUCCUAAAUGUUUCAAAUAUGAAAUUGUGGAGGUUCUCUCUGAUUUUGUUGCAGGUGACGGUGUGAAGGUUGCUUACUUGGAUAAAGUGAAAGGAUUUGUGAGCCUAUUUCAGCGAAUGUGCAAGAGUGAGGCUGAUUCAUUUUUUAUACAGCCCAAUGAACUGUUUAGGUUCUCUCAUCGAAUUCCUUGUUUUAGAAUGACUGGUGCUGAAAGAAGCGGAGUUCCAGAGGAUUCUUUUGAACUUGAUCCCAAUUGCAUACCUCUCAAUCCUGAUGAUUUGUGGUACCCUGAUAAGGGAAAUGCAUUCAAGGAAAACAUGGAUGCUGAAGUCGGCCCAAAGUAA